Molecule: messenger RNA, 819 nt
Organism: Ostertagia ostertagi
Lineage: Eukaryota; Metazoa; Nematoda; Chromadorea; Rhabditida; Trichostrongylidae
Source: the annotation of a GenBank genome assembly
AUGGGAAUGCCUGGACCAGAGGCUAUGAUGCCAGGGCAUCCAGGUGGUCCAGGAUUUCCUAGUCGAUUCCCAGGAAGAGCCGGUUGUCCACCGGGCGCUAUGCCUCCAGGCGGAUUUGGAAUGUUCCCCGGUGAUCCGAGAGCAAUGCCUGGCCAACGGAUGCCACCGAAUGCGGCAAUGCGUAUGCCGCCCGCUUCAUUCGCUCCUGCUGGAAUGCGACCAGGUGCGCCAGGAGGACCACCUCCUCCACAAGGAAUGAGAUAUGGUGCGCCACCUGGUGGAGCGUUCAUGGAUUCUCCAGGACAGGCAUUUCCACCCGGUGCUGGCAUGAUGCCAAACGGUGGUGGUGUGAUGUGUUCGCAAGCGCCGGUCGGUAUGUCUAUGUCCUCUCCUGGAAUGCCGCCUGCUGGCGCAGCUGAUCCUCAUGGAUUUAUGAUGAGCGGUAUGCCGUCAAGCUCCACUGCCAUGCCUUUUGGUAUGGGAGAUACAUCAGUGACCAUGGGUAAUGGUAUGGGACCAGGAGGAAUGGGCGGGCCGGGUACUGGCGGUCCUGAUGGCGGGCCGCUGACAGGUUUGCUGAACGGUGAAGAGCUGAAGCAGUCACCUGCCUCGACUCCUCGAGGUGGUGUGAACGGUGGAACACCGGCUCCGCCAGGAUCAGCUCACAGUAUGCAGCCCGCGUCCGUACCUGGAGGAGCUGAACUAAUGGAUCAACAGAGCACUAAAGAUGACAUCGAAGUAAGCAAAAUCAAGCAAGGCUUAUUAGAUGAUUUUGCGCCAAAGGAAGAAAUAUCAUCUGGUGAUCAGCCAUAUUUCUAA